This is a messenger RNA of Protobothrops mucrosquamatus (brown spotted pit viper), 1069 nucleotides long. RefSeq names its product aspartyl/asparaginyl beta-hydroxylase-like. Gene Ontology annotation, cellular component: membrane; endoplasmic reticulum. The coding region runs from base 80 to 709 and encodes 209 amino acids. The transcript has 5 exons. The record is from RefSeq and is a predicted model, not a curated record. Gene Ontology annotation, molecular function: peptidyl-aspartic acid 3-dioxygenase activity. Gene Ontology annotation, biological process: peptidyl-aspartic acid hydroxylation. Lineage: Eukaryota; Metazoa; Chordata; Lepidosauria; Squamata; Viperidae.
GUCAUCCUCACCCUCGUGUCGGCCCCGCCCAGCUCUUGGCUCCUGCGCUCCCAGACAGCAUUACCUGACAGGAGGAGACAUGGCUCCACGUAGGAGCCCCAAAAGCGGCAGUCCCGGCCCCGGACCCCGGAGAGAAGCAAAACAUGGUGGAAACAAGAGUGCCAAGAAAGAAGGAGUUUCUGGGAGCUCUUUUUUUACAUGGUUCAUGGUAAUUGCACUUCUGGGAGUAUGGACAUCAGUUGCAGUAGUUUGGUUUGAACUUGUUGAUUACGAGGAAGUACUAGGAAAACUUGGGAUCUAUGAUGCUGACGGUGAUGGUGAUUUUGAUAUGGAAGAUGCCAAGGUUUUGCUAGGAGUAAAACCUGGAGAGAUUAUCAAGAGCAAAGUCAAAGUAAUCAAAGAAUCAGCUAAGAAAACAAAAGAAAAGCAGCAAUUAAAGAAAGAAGCCAAAGAAGAAGAAAAGAAGAAGAUAAAGAAAAAAAUUGAGGACUUUGAUAUAAAGGAUGAGAAAAUUGAUGAUAAAUCAAAAAAAGAUUCUCAUAAAAUUAAGCAAGAUAGAAAACCUGGAAAAGAAAAAUCAGAGUUAGACAAAAAUCAUAAAGGUAAAGAUAUGAAAGUAUUGCCUGAUGACAAAGAUAAAGAAGUAAAGAAGUUAGCAAAGAGUCUUUCUAAAGCAUCUGAAGAAGAUAAAAGAAAAAAAACAAAGUAACACUUUUUAAUGUCUGAAUAGUGCUUUAGUCAAAAGAACGAAAGAAACCAUAGAUAUUUAAUCUGUAAUACAUUUUUUCUUAAUUAGUUGGAAUAAACAAGAAUACAUGUUUAUUUCCAUCCAGCCUUAAUGUGUGAAUUUAUAAACAUGCAGUAUUCCAGUUGUACAUAGCUUGUUUACUCAUAUUGUGAUCAGUUAUACAAUGGAAUCUUAUUUUUGCUACUCAGUAUGGCACACAAAAAAGGCUAUUGUAAAAAUAAAGAGACUGAAAUAUUUGAAAGUAGUAUUGAAUUUACAACAAUAUUUCAUACCAAUUCUUAGAAGUGUAAUAGAAAAAUAAACUUGGAUCUGGUUCUCAGG